Molecule: messenger RNA, 1308 nt
Organism: Carassius carassius (crucian carp)
Lineage: Eukaryota; Metazoa; Chordata; Actinopteri; Cypriniformes; Cyprinidae
Product: phospholipid phosphatase 1-like
Exons: 6
Coding region: 169-1059 (296 amino acids)
Biological process (GO): phospholipid metabolic process; signal transduction; phospholipid dephosphorylation
Molecular function (GO): phosphatidate phosphatase activity
Source: RefSeq, a predicted model, not a curated record
CGGACCAUCGCCUUAAAACUCAUAUGAUUCGCGUUCGUUCAUAACGAAGAUAACAGAAAGGUGUCUUGAGAAGCAGCCGGGUGUUUCUUCGCUCGAUGACCAGAUUAUCGACAGUUUAACUAAUGCGUUCUACUUAAUAAGCCGCGUUGUUUUAUCAUAUGUUAAUAAAUGCUCAACUGUAAGUUGUCCAAAGACUCCAGAAGUGUGUUUGCGGAGCUGAGAAUGUUCGAGACUCGAGGAAUCUUCGGGGUUUGUGUGGAUGUGAGCUGUUUGCUGCUCGCUGGACUUCCAUUUGCGAUACUGAAUAUUCAGCACACGCCGUUCAAAAGAGGCUUUUUUUGCAGCGAUGACUCCAUCAGGUACCCCUUUAAAGAAGAUACCAUAUCCUACCAGUUACUGAUGGGGAUAAUGAUUCCAUUCGCGCUGUUGAUGAUAAUCUUUGGAGAGUGUUUUUCUAUACAUCUGAGGUCCAGAGCUUCUUUCAGUUAUGAGUAUAUAGCAUGUGUGUACAAGGCCGUAGGAUCAUUCGUGUUUGGAGCGGCGUUGAGUCAGUCUCUGACUGAUAUCGCCAAAUACACCAUCGGCCGUCUGCGACCACACUUUCUGACCGUGUGUAAACCAGACUGGAGCCUCAUUGACUGUAAAUCCGGUUAUAUUGAGAACUUCACAUGCACAGGAGAUCCAGUCAUCAUCAAUGAAGGCCGACUUUCCUUUUAUUCUGGUCACUCAUCAUUCUCCAUGUACUGUAUGCUGUUCCUCGCCCUGUAUAUUCACUCUAGAAUGAGGGCAAGUUGGGCUCGACUGGUUCGUCCGACUCUGCAGUUCUCUUUCAUCGCCGUGUCUCUUUACGUGGGUCUGUCGCGUGUCUCUGAUUAUAAACACCACUUGAGUGACGUUCUCACUGGAUUCGUUCAGGGAGCCGCUGUGGCACUGUUUACUAUGUUCUUUGUAUCGGAUCUGUUCAGCGCCAAACGCACGUCAGAUAAAGAUGAUGAGAUCUCACACACGAGUCAGCAGGAGACGUCAGAUCCGCCGAACCACUACGGCAGCACAGACUAAGACAGAACACACUGGAUUCGGAAGGAAUCGCUGUGGAUUUUUCAUUUUUACAGUAACAUGCAAUCCUUUCAACAAAUGAUUCACGUCAAUUUUAUAAUAUUACUGGGCAAAAGGUCAUUUUUCAUAAUGCACAGCAGUAGAGAAGAUUAAAAUGUCAUCAUGAUAAAUACAACGGCAGUGCAAAAAUAUUCUCACUGCAGUGGCUGCAUAUACAUUACAUUUAUAUUUAGUCGUUUAGCAGAUGCUUUA